Triticum dicoccoides is the source of this 2741-nucleotide messenger RNA. Its product is annotated as fasciclin-like arabinogalactan protein 4. The coding region runs from base 248 to 688 and encodes 146 amino acids. NCBI's taxonomy places the organism in Eukaryota, Viridiplantae, Streptophyta, Magnoliopsida, Poales, Poaceae. The record is from RefSeq and is a predicted model, not a curated record. The transcript is spliced from 4 exons.
CCUUCCAUCUGCCCCGCCGCCACGAUCUACGCCGCCACAACUACGCCGCUACAUCCUCCGCACAAGGCCGUCCCAUCCACGUAGGGCACGGGCUGCCACGACCUCUGUCCGCGGCUGCCCCAUUCACUCCGGCAAUGCAACACCAAGACCUCAGCCCCCCGACCGUGCCUGGCCCCCAUCCACGCCAGCGAAUCGGCGCGGCUCGCCGGCGGCGGAUGCGCAAGAUCGGUGCCGUGCCGGUGACCUCAUGGUCGCGGGCGGCUAUGGCAGCUCGGCCGUCGUGGUCCGCUCAACGGCGCCCUCCUCGUGGUCGAACUCCACCUUCGUCGGCGCCAUCACUAACGACCCGUGCAACGUCAGCGUGCUCGUGGUGGGCGGCCUCAUCGUCCCCUACGGCUUCGACAUCGCCGCGACUGUCUCCAACAGCCACCGGUCCCCCGCAGGCAACAUCACUCGCGUCCUCACCGAAGCCCGGGGGUUCAAUGUGGCCGCCUCCUUGCUCGAGGCCUCCGGCGUCACGGAUGACUUCGAGGCCGAUGAGCGCGGCGCCCGCAUCACCAUCUUUGCCCUCCUCGCGCAAGGCACCUCCCUGCACGCAACCAGCAAUGCGGGUGUAUGCACCCUCGACCCGUUCGAAGAAAUGCCGGACCACGACGGUCACAAUGAUGGCCCUGUACACUGGAAUUAAAAAGGUGCGUGCUGGUGGAUGCUUUUGAUUUGUGGCUACCCUGCUUUGGAUGUGCAUACCUAUGUCUUCAAAAUCGUCUGGAUCACCUGCUGUAACGUGGAUCACUUGUUAUCUGAAAGUUGUGAAUUAGCGGUACUAAUUGUGGAAUGUGGAGGCCUGUACCAAAUUACUGACGAAAAACGCGUUGGUGCUAUGGUAUAAGAGCAUGGCUGAGGAAACAUUCAUGCUCGGAAUCAUAGGCACGGAGAUGUUGUGGUCCAAGGUUCAAGUGAAGGAAGAGGAUUAUCGUACGAGAGAGAACAGUGGAACAUGAGAAGUGCCUUGCGUGAUCCAUGUGCUUGGGUCAUCCCGGUGCUCCUCUAUUCCUCCUCUGCUCAGCGACGUGGUCACUGCUGUGCUGCUGGAUGGUGGAAGCUGGUGCUUGACUGUGGGGGCACAGCAGAACCACUCCUCCAGCUGCCACUGCUGUUACCUCGUGCGACCGCUGCUAUUGAUAGGUACAUUCUUUUAUUCGUAAGUAAAGCCAUUGUCAAAACCAACAAUUUGCAUCAUCACUGAGCAUGAUUGCUACAUAAUUAGCAUGAGAUCUUUAGACAUGUGAAUGUCCAACUGCCAUUGUCAACGUGACAGUGAGAAGAACAUCGUUAUAGAGUAUCUUCCAAGUUAGAGAUGGCAUCCUGCAAGGUGUGGGCGUUCGUCAAGCUGUCGCGGGAGUCCGUCGUCAUGCUCUUCAAUAAGAUUUUGUACCUCUUCAUGCUCAUUGUCCUGACAAGCGACAUCCAAUAUGGGUAGAUUUUUGUUCAUUCACUGAGUAUCUGGUACUUACUGGCUACUCUUAUUACUUGACUGCUGAGCUCACAAUCAGAACGGCAAUUUGAUGAGAACAUUCUGAAGUAACUAAAUAAGCUUCCUUCCCUUUUAUUCUACAUGCUUUGAAUACUAACUAUAGCUGACAAAGCACUUUUUCAGCAUGUUCAUAGAGGCAUCGAAAGGUAUGCUCUCCAUGUCCCUCGAUGCUGCUAUCAGGUUAGAUUAGUUAAAGCUACACAUAAUAACUUUUGCUCUUUGCUCUAAUUCUCAUCUUGUUGAGGAUUAAUUUCUUGGCAAGCAGUUUGAUCAGAUAACUCUUUGUAGUGGUAGAAUUUCCCAGUCAAAUUUUUUUUCCUUUAUCCCCAAGGAUAAGUUGGAGUAUAAAAUUGAAAUCUGAAAUUGAAGUGGAUAUUGUUAGGCAGCGCAUAUUGUUGUAGAUCUAUGCCUGCAUGCACUAUGCACCAUUUCAUUCAGGCAGAUUGGAUGUAACAUAAAUUUAUUGUAACAUCCAGAAAAAUUAGCAAGCUAGCUCAAAAUACAUGGAUAUGCUAUUGAGUUAUCGGUUGUGAAAUAUUUGAAGCUGCCCAAAAGAGAAAUAGAGGUUCAGAGCCAUCACCCACUCAACCUGCAGAGAGUUGCAUGGGGAAAACUACCUUUAAUAUACAAGAGUUCCUUCUUGCACCUACACUAUAAAAAUAGGGAUAUGAAAGACAUUAGAUCAUAGUUCACUGAACAUUGUUUUACUCUUUGCUCCAUGCUAUUUAAAUUACAUAUUAUAGCAAUUAAAAUAUUCCUACGUGUCUGGCUAUGUCUUGCCUUGCUACUUGGGCGCCAUCGAUGUCCGUUUAUCGGUUUCUAUGCAGAUAAACAGAGCAAAAUACGUCAAGUGUCAUAAUAUUUGUACCUACUACUGAUACAUGAUUUUUUUUGCUGAAGCUCUCAAAGGUGUAGCAUGCAAGCUUUAUAAUAUAGGUUUGAUUUCAGAGUUGAUCUGUGGAUUAUGAUUGUAACUUGGUUCAUUUCUGCGACUGGAGUGACUGAACACAUGCAGCCCUGCAGGUGGACACCUCGAAACAGAUACCUCAAUGUCCUGGCAAGUUCUACUCCUGAAAUCAGCGUCUGUGGCUUGAGCAAAUGUCAUCGGCAUCCGGUGGUAGAUUUUUAAUAUAUCUUGUAUAAUGUAUGUAACCUGCUAAUUUUGCAAGGCAGUUUCUGAAAUGUAACUUCAAAUGACUUCCUUUCA